AUGUGGCAAUCCCAGUUAUUAUUCUUGUUGGAACUUGUUGAUACAGUCGACUUGUAUGAAUAUUUAUUAACGAUGGCACUAUUAUUAGGUAAAGAUCGCAAAAUAACGAUCAAAUGUCUCUUCAGAUUAUGCGAUUUCAAUCAAGAUGGUAUGUUUAAUGAAGACGAAGUCAUCGAUGUAUUAUAUACAUUCUUUCGCAUAUCACUCAACAAUGCUAAUAAUGAUGCUGAAGAUCGAGAUGGAUGUCGUUUAGAACAGCUCAGAAAUAAUGUAAACAAGGCUUUUAAUGACAAAACACAAGUAUCCGAACAAGAAUUUUACGAAGUCUGUAUGAAGAGCGAACCCGUUCAAGAGCUCGCGAGUCGUUUAGGAAUGAUAUUUAUGCUUGGCAUGAUGUUCGACGAUUCUGACUUCUAG
Molecule: messenger RNA, 417 nt
Organism: Rotaria socialis
Lineage: Eukaryota; Metazoa; Rotifera; Eurotatoria; Philodinida; Philodinidae
Source: the annotation of a GenBank genome assembly